AUGCCAAAAACCAAGUCUACCAUUACCGGUAAAAAUCAACUAAUUGAAAGAAUUGCUAAAAAAAUUAAACUCACUAAAAACCAAAUUGACCAAGUUGUUACUAAUUUCUUAGCCGAAACCAAAACUGCCCUAGUCAAAGGUGAAGAAGUUCGCUUAUUAGGUUAUUAUACUUUAAAAACUACUAUGACUUCACCAAGAAUAGCGAUGAACCUCCAAACUAAAAAGAAAAUGAAAGUUCCUAGUAAAAGAGUUCCUAAAUGUAAGUUUAGUGAAAGUUUAAAAGGAGAUAUUGCCAAAAAGAA
This is a messenger RNA of Ambispora leptoticha, 302 nucleotides long. Lineage: Eukaryota; Fungi; Glomeromycota; Glomeromycetes; Archaeosporales; Ambisporaceae. The record is from the annotation of a GenBank genome assembly.